This is a messenger RNA of Homo sapiens (human), 2768 nucleotides long. It is a transcript of the gene NKX6-2, whose product is annotated as NK6 homeobox 2. The record is from RefSeq and is marked validated. Gene Ontology annotation, molecular function: RNA polymerase II cis-regulatory region sequence-specific DNA binding; DNA binding; DNA-binding transcription factor activity. Gene Ontology annotation, biological process: regulation of DNA-templated transcription; regulation of myelination; negative regulation of transcription by RNA polymerase II. Bases 200 to 1033 code for a protein of 277 amino acids. Lineage: Eukaryota; Metazoa; Chordata; Mammalia; Primates; Hominidae. The transcript is spliced from 3 exons. Gene Ontology annotation, cellular component: nucleus.
GCUCCGACCGGCCCCGGAGCCGCCGCCGCCGCCGCCCGCCCGCCCGCCCCGCGCCGGAGCCGCCCGCCCGCCCCCCGCGCCCCGCGCCCCGCGCUGCAGCCGACGCCCGCCCGGGCCGCGCGCAAACUUCCCGGGCCGGCGGGCAGGGGCGGCGGCGGCGGGGCCCGGAUGGGAGCCCGGGCCGGCGGCGGCGGCGCCCAUGGACACUAACCGCCCGGGCGCGUUCGUGCUGAGCAGUGCCCCGCUGGCCGCGCUGCACAACAUGGCCGAGAUGAAGACGUCGCUGUUCCCCUACGCGCUGCAGGGUCCGGCCGGCUUCAAGGCGCCCGCGCUGGGGGGCCUGGGCGCGCAGCUCCCGCUCGGGACCCCGCACGGCAUCAGCGACAUCCUGGGCCGGCCCGUGGGCGCGGCGGGCGGGGGCCUCCUGGGGGGGCUGCCCCGGCUCAACGGGCUCGCGUCGUCCGCCGGCGUUUACUUCGGGCCCGCGGCCGCUGUGGCGCGCGGCUACCCCAAGCCCCUGGCCGAGCUGCCGGGGCGCCCGCCCAUCUUCUGGCCCGGCGUGGUGCAGGGCGCGCCCUGGAGGGACCCGCGUCUGGCUGGCCCGGCCCCGGCCGGCGGCGUCCUGGACAAGGACGGGAAGAAGAAGCACUCGCGCCCGACCUUCUCGGGCCAGCAGAUCUUCGCGCUGGAGAAAACCUUCGAGCAGACCAAGUACCUGGCGGGCCCGGAGCGCGCGCGUCUCGCCUACUCGCUGGGCAUGACCGAGAGCCAGGUGAAGGUCUGGUUCCAGAACCGCCGGACCAAGUGGCGCAAGCGGCACGCGGUGGAGAUGGCGUCGGCCAAGAAGAAGCAGGACUCGGACGCCGAGAAGCUGAAGGUGGGCGGCUCGGACGCGGAGGACGACGACGAAUACAACCGGCCCCUGGACCCCAACUCGGACGACGAGAAGAUCACGCGGCUGCUCAAGAAGCACAAACCCUCGAACUUGGCGCUGGUCAGCCCGUGCGGCGGCGGCGCGGGGGACGCCUUGUGAGGACCCGCGGGGUGGGGGCGAAUCUAUUUUUGCAGAAUCCGGGGGCGGCCCCGGGUGGGCGCGAGUCGCUUUGUAUCAUCAAUAAAUUAUUUAACGGGUCCCCGUCGGAGCCGUCGCUCCGGAGCCUGCGCCGCGUGUUUCUUCCGUCUCGAACCCGGAGCGAGGCGGCCCCUCCCCGGCCCCGGCUUCGCCCCUGCGCCCGCCUCGGGUCCUCCGGGUUCCCGGUGCGGAGGCUGCGGGCCCCGGGCAGGCGCGAGGAGGCGGCGAAGGCGCAGGGAAGGGGCCCGGCCCGCGGGAAGGAACCGCAGCGACAGCCGCCAGGAGCCCGGGACGGAGCCGGGGACGGAGCAGCAGGUACGGCCCGGCCCGCCUCGCCUCGGGGCGGAUUCGGACGCGCUUGGGGGUUCCCGAAAGGGCGGGUGAGCCGCGUACCCGCCUCGAGUCCCCGCGGGAGGUUUUUCUUCUUCCGUUUUCCCGCUUUGGGGCCACGUACUCGUUGCCACCGGGCACCCGUUCCCGCUUGGCCGAGGGCUUCGCUCUGAUUAUUUCCAAAGUCCCUCUGCGCAUCAGCGGAUCCCAUAGGCCCGCCCUGGGCUCAGCCGGUGGAACCGGGUCUGAUCCGCUGCACGGAGGCCCUUCGGUCACCAUCCCGCCAGAUCUUCCCGCGGUGGAAAGCAGUUUCUUCCGAACUAGGACCGCAAAGAGAAAUCCGAAAUAAUUCCGCCCGCGGAGCGGCGGGGCCUCCCGUGGGUCACGCGGGGUCAGGGAGCCGGAGGCCCCCUGGGCAAGGCCCGCAGCGCCCAGCCGGGGGCUCGGGGGACCCGUCUCCUGCCCUGAAAUGCCGCCAGCUCCGCGGGGCUGUGACUGCGGCUGACAAAACCCCUCCAGCCUCCCGCAGCCUCUGUGGCCGGGGCUGCCCAUCGCUGCAUCUUAAUGGGCGUGGCUGUUGAGUUUUAAUUUUUAAAAAUUAAAUGUAAAUAAUGAUAUCACUGCGGUGGUACGAUUUCUCUUGGCAUUUGCGGAAGCGUUAAAGGGAAAUAGAAAGGGCUUAAACUCGGCGCGUUUUGUUUUAGGCUCUUAGCAGCCUUCUUUACAAGGAAGCAACUCGAAGGGCAGAAGCAACGCUUUUCUGUGGGGAGCCCCUCUCAGCUCAGAGCAGAGGGGCUUCUUAAAGUUUUGAGGAAGGCAAAGCGUUGAUAUAAUCCCGUUUUAAAAUGUUGAGGGAUAAAUCCUUUAUUACAGUAGAAAGUCCAAAAGGCUGUGUUUCUCCUCUCAAUGAACGGCUUAGUGUUUUGUGACAGCGUGUGAUACAGUGAAAUUCCAGGAUUUCUAAUGAGCUUGAUCUCAAAUAACAGGCUAUACAGGAGGCCGCUCCCCUGAGUUAGCAUUUCAAAGGUGGCAGGAGAAGGGAAAGGAAGAAAAAGCAACACGGGACUAUUUUCACCACGGUCAAUUUUAUUGCUUAGGAACCAGACCGGUCACUUCCAAAGGCCCCUCAGAACGACCAACAGCUGAAACCCGCGGGGCGGACUCCGUGUUGAACCGCGGACAGCGGCAACCACAGCAGCGACACGGACCUGUGCUUCCACCAAGAACAGAUUCCGCAGCGGACAGCAGUCACUUGCAGUGGUAGUAUUUAUCCCACACAAACACCCAGCUAAUGCCUUCACCCGGUCCAGGAACUCUGUAGUGUUCUAAAGUAAAAUCAAUAAAACAUACAUUUGUGUUUCAUCAA